AUGAGAUCUCUACGUUUAAUUUUCGUAACAAUAUUAUCCCUCUUUCUCACGGCCGCCCCAGCCCCGGCUCCCGCUCCUGCUCCCGCAUCGAAUGCGGAAUUCAUCCACGCGAAUUGCGAGCACACACUGUACCCGGAGGUGUGCUACCAAUCACUAAAGCGUUACGCCAAUGUGGUGAAGAAGGACCUAUCUCGGUUGGUGCAGGUCUCAAUCGGCGUCAGCCUCACCCGCUCCAAGCUCGUAUCCCCGUACUUGGAGAACCUCAACCGGACCGCCCAGCUAGAGCCGCGAGCGUUGGCGGCCCUCAGCGACUGCGUCAGCUAUUUCAGCCAAGCGGAGCAGAAUAUGCGGGACUCGUUGAAGCAGAUGCAGCAGCUAACUGGGACCGGGGAGGAGCUGCGCUACCAGUUGGACAACGUGCUGACGUGGAUCGGCUACGCGCGCACCUACCAGGAAAGUUGUACUGACGGCUUUGAGGGUGAGGGCGUCUCCAACUCCGACGUCUUCGGCCGGGUGGAACAGGUCAAGGAGGCCACCAGCAUUGCGAUUGCCUUCGUCGCAACCCUUGUUGACAAGGCUGGGCCUGUGCUGCCAUGA
Messenger RNA from Salvia hispanica, 597 nucleotides. Its product is annotated as pectinesterase inhibitor 7-like. Lineage: Eukaryota; Viridiplantae; Streptophyta; Magnoliopsida; Lamiales; Lamiaceae. Gene Ontology annotation, molecular function: enzyme inhibitor activity. Gene Ontology annotation, biological process: negative regulation of catalytic activity. The record is from RefSeq and is a predicted model, not a curated record.